Messenger RNA from Euleptes europaea (tarantolino), 2146 nucleotides. It is a transcript of the gene NCDN, whose product is annotated as neurochondrin. Gene Ontology annotation, cellular component: dendrite. The transcript has 6 exons. The record is from RefSeq and is a predicted model, not a curated record. Bases 1 to 2133 code for a protein of 710 amino acids. Lineage: Eukaryota; Metazoa; Chordata; Lepidosauria; Squamata; Sphaerodactylidae. Gene Ontology annotation, biological process: neuron projection development; regulation of neuronal synaptic plasticity.
AUGGCCACCAGUGCAGAUGUCAUCCCUGAUGACAAUGAGAGCAGCAAGAAUGCCACACUGGAGAGAUGCCUCAACAUGCUGAGAGAUGCAAGAAAUGACAGUGAACAGUUUGCUGCUCUUCUUCUGGUAACCAAAGCGGCAAAAGCUGGAGACGUAGACUCCAAAACCCGUCGGAGGAUCUUCGACGCGGUUGGUUUCACGUUCCCCAAUCGGCUUCUGUCUUCCAAGGAUCCCCCCGAGGGCUGCCCUGGGCACACGUUCCAAGCCCUUGGCCUUACCCUGCUGGCCUGUUUUUGCACCGAUCCUGAUUUAGCCGAGCAUCCUCAGGUCCUUAACAAGAUCCCGACUUUCAACAGCGUGAUUUCCGCUGGUGAUUCAGGCGACACCUAUUGCGGUUCCAUGAUUGAUGACGCUUACCAGUGCCUCGGCGCUAUUCUGGCCACUCCCAAGGGACCCAGAGAGCUGGUCAACAGGGGCGCUCUGGUAGCACUGUGUCAGGCCUACGUGAGCCACAGCUACAGUUAUGACCAGGCCCUUCAUCUGCUGGUGGGACUUCUGACAGCGGCAGAAGUGAAGUGCUGGCAGAGAGCCCCUUCUGCCCUUACGGGUGUACUUGAAACUGUCAGUGCAGACUUCCAGAAGGCUGAAGACAUGACUAAAUUCCAGCUGUGCGAAGCCCUGCGCCAUUUCGUCCCUCCCCUUCUCCCACCCGGCUCCGGGUGCCUGCAGUCCCUCUACCGAGGCUUGUCAAGCAUCCUCUCCAGCAAGCUGAGUGCCUCCCAGAGGGAUCCAGCCUUGAAGCUGGCGGCCUGCCUGACGCAAGCCUGCGGCUCGGAAUGGAUCCCCGCGGGGAGGUCCGGCAGCAAGUUCUUUGCCUUGCUGGCCAACCUGGCAUGCGUGGAGGUCCGUCUGUCUCUGGAAGAGCCCGACUUGGCGGCGGUCGAUAAGAAGCGGGAGCUGGUGGCAGCUUGCUACGUCCUGAUGGAGCAUGCGAUUCUGGAGUGCACGAGAGAGGAGGGGUCUCUGCUGCAGGAGGUGCAAAAGGUGCAGCUAGUGGGGAUCCUGGAGGAAGCCUUUGCGGCUGUUGUUUACUACCUGAGGCAGGCAGGGUGGGAGAGGCUGACGGAUCCUUUCGUCUUUGCCUCCGUUCGAAUCCUGGGAGCCUGGCUGGCAGAAGAGACUUCUUCCCUGAAGCCGGAGAUCUGUGACCUCCUCCCUUUUCUCCUGCGUUACGCCAAGCUGCACUUCGAGGCGGAGAGGAAAGACAGAAGCAGCUUGCAGAAUCCUGGAUGCGGUGAUGGCCGGGAACCUGUCUGGCAAGGGGAUGCUCUGAGAUUUCUACUGCCUGGCUUAAGCCAUUUGACAGCAGAGGAUCAGCCCCGUGCAAUCCUCAUUUCAGAGGGAGUGCCAGUUCUCCUGUGCCGCUACUUCUCGCACCAGUGGGAGUUGUUCGUUUCGGACUCAGAAGCCCCGUUUGCGUUGGACGCUGUGGAAUCCACUCUGCAAACAGUUUGUGCGAUCUUUCUGAAUUUUGUUGUGGCUGUUCCAGAGUUAAUCAGUCGCGAAGCUUGUUUCACAGCCUUGAUGGACGCGUUGCUGAAGUCUCUUCCAUCUUUGCGGCCGCAGGGCGAACACCUUGGCCUCGUGGCUGGCAUGGUGACACUGGGGCUCAUGAUGGCCAGGAAGCGGUCUGCUCACCCAGGUCUCCAGAGGACUCCAGAAGCUGAGGGAUUCUUCGCCGCCGCCAUCACAUUCCUGGCAGGAGCGCACAUGGCCCAGCCUGACCCCGUCGGCGACAGCGUGGUCUUGCAACAUGCGCCGGUUUACAAAACAGCGUGGCCAGCCGUCAGUGAACUGUGGCUUCUGGGGAUACAGGCCUUCGCCAGCUGUGUGCCCCUUUUCCCGUGGCUGCCGGAGGUCGUCCUCCAGUCGGUUUGGCUACAGGACCUUUUGGAGUUGCUGGGCUGUGUGUCCCCGACGUCUGUGGACUCGGAGCUGGUCACUGCUUUCCAAGGAGUCUUGGUGGAGCUGGCCAGAACCAGCCGCCCAUGCCGAGAGGUGAUUCGGCAACACCGAGGCGCUGAACUGGCUAAUCUGUAUGGUAUGGCAGCUUUAGAGCAAUGUCUAAGUUAACAGUGAGCGUAUU